Molecule: messenger RNA, 350 nt
Organism: Schizophyllum commune H4-8
Lineage: Eukaryota; Fungi; Basidiomycota; Agaricomycetes; Agaricales; Schizophyllaceae
Exons: 3
Coding region: 52-237 (61 amino acids)
Source: RefSeq, a predicted model, not a curated record
GAGACUCGCCUCCAUAUGGGGAGGGGAGAAGGCACGAAGGGGUACGCGGAGAUGAGGACAACGCCCCCCUUCGCCAAGAGACCCACGCGACGCGGGGGCAUGAACCUUGAGCACCCGUCCCUAUCCCUCCCACCCCACCCAACCCAACCCUCGCACCUCUCCUUCGCUCCCCUCCCCUCCCCUCCUCGACUUCGACGCACCCACGACCUUCUACUUCCUCCCCCCCUUCGUCUUUAACCCCCACCCGCUUCUCAAGCACCUCCUCCCAGCGCCGCACCCCCUCCCCGAUCUCCCGAGCUCCAGAGAGAGUGAGCAACGGCAGAGCAAGUCGCCGAGAAGGGCCCCACCCA